Molecule: messenger RNA, 1368 nt
Organism: Cyprinodon variegatus (sheepshead minnow)
Lineage: Eukaryota; Metazoa; Chordata; Actinopteri; Cyprinodontiformes; Cyprinodontidae
Gene: anxa1a
Product: annexin A1
Exons: 12
Coding region: 16-1224 (402 amino acids)
Biological process (GO): positive regulation of prostaglandin biosynthetic process; myoblast migration involved in skeletal muscle regeneration; regulation of hormone secretion
Cellular component (GO): cytoplasm; plasma membrane
Molecular function (GO): phospholipase A2 inhibitor activity; calcium-dependent phospholipid binding; cadherin binding involved in cell-cell adhesion
Source: RefSeq, a predicted model, not a curated record
CUUCCGUGCGUAAAAAUGAACAGAGCCAUGUUGCGCUCUGCUGCGCAGGGCGGAUUUUCAGUCCAAUCACAGCAUUUGGAGGCUGGACUCUCCAUUAGGUGGGGUUUGCCCGAGCAUAAAUACUCUCCUUCUGGCCAUACAACGCCCCUACAACCACAGAGAGAGAAACUUCCCCCUCUGACACCUCUCGACAGAACCAACUCUUCCAACAUGUCUUUCAUCCAAGCCUUCUUGCAGCAGACAGUCUAUCUGGGUUUGCCCGAUGAGUCACUCCUGAAGAACGAGGGAACGGUCACCGCUGCAGCCAACUUCAACCCAGGAGCAGAUGCUGGAGUCUUGGAAAAAGCCAUUAAGACCAAAGGCGUUGAUGAGAACACCAUCAUUGAAAUUCUUGUCAGAAGAAGCAAUGACCAGAGGCAGCAGAUCAAAGAGGCUUACCAACAGGCAACUGGGAAGCCUCUGGAAGCAGAACUGAAAAAGGCUCUUAAAGGAGACCUGGAGGAAGUGGUGCUGGCUCUGCUGAAAACACCAGCCCAGUAUGACGCUCAGCAGCUGAAACUGGCAAUGAAGGGUCUUGGAACAGAUGAGGAUACCCUGAUUGAGAUCCUCGCCUCCAGAACCAACAUGCAGAUCUUGGAAAUAAAGAAGGUCUACAAGGAGGAAUACAAGAAGGAUCUGGAGGAGGAUAUCAGAUCAGAUACCAGUGGAGAUUUCAGGGCUGCCCUCCUCGCUCUCUGCAAGGCUGGCAGGACUGAAGGAGUCAGUGAGCAGCUGAUUGACAGCGAUGCCAGGACUCUGUAUGAGGCUGGGGAGGGGAGGAAGGGCAAAGACUGCUCCGCCUUCAUUGAAAUCCUGACCACCAGGAGUGCCCCACAUCUCCGCAAAGUGUUUGAAAGGUACUCAAAAUACAGUAAAGUGGAUGUGGCCAAAGCUAUCGACCUGGAGAUGAAGGGAGAUAUCGAAAACUGCCUCACAGCAAUAGUGAAAUGUGCUGGAAGCAGGCCGGCAUUCUUUGCAGAAAAACUCUACUUGGCUAUGAAGGGUAAAGGUACCCGCAAACACAUCCUGACUCGCAUCAUGGUGAGCCGCUCUGAGAUAGAUAUGAAACGGGUCAAGGAUGAGUACAAGAAAAACUACGGCAAAACACUCUACCAGGACAUCCUGGAUGACACAAAAGGAGACUAUGAGAAGAUCCUGCUUGCUCUCUGUGGAGGUGAAAACUAAAAGCUUGUCUGGGACCAAAGUGCAAAAAGCCAAAGAUCUACCAUAAUGUUCAGCAGCUGUGGAAAAUCAAUUGUUAUCUUUUGAAAUAUAUGGCGUUGUGGAGGACUGGGAAGGGGUCUCUGCAACUGUCAUGGCAUUUAGUCA